This is a messenger RNA of Gigantopelta aegis, 3377 nucleotides long. RefSeq names its product U4/U6 small nuclear ribonucleoprotein Prp3-like. Bases 265 to 2205 code for a protein of 646 amino acids. The transcript has 20 exons. The record is from RefSeq and is a predicted model, not a curated record. NCBI's taxonomy places the organism in Eukaryota, Metazoa, Mollusca, Gastropoda, Neomphalida, Peltospiridae. Gene Ontology annotation, biological process: mRNA splicing, via spliceosome. Gene Ontology annotation, cellular component: U4/U6 x U5 tri-snRNP complex.
UUAACGAUAAGUUUGCGUUGAAAAGUCGAAGGCAGACGAGAUAAACUAAUAUAGAAUGUUUGUAUUUAGCUGUUGAUAGGUCGGCAGUUAAAUGCUCAUAUGAAUUUGUAAAUGUGGCAGAUGUUUUCGUCAUCAUUGUCAUUUAAUAUUCUUCUGUUUUGUACGAAUUCAGGUGUCAAAGCCAAAAGUUAAAGGGUGUGAAAAGUGACCGUCGUCAACGUUAGCAGAUUAUAAAUAUCUAAGAGUGUGAAACUACUAUUAAAAAUGUCGCUGUCCCGCCGUGAGAUUGAGGAUCUGAAGGGAUUACUCGACAAAACCGUGCAGAAGUUCCUCGGAUUCAGUGAGUCAACGCUUGUGUCGGCGGCGCUCAACUGCAUCGACCGCGGAUAUGACAAGCGCAAGAUGCUGGAAAAACUGGGUACUAUUUUGGAUAAAGACCAGGCAUCACAGUUUGCUGACAAGAUUUGUGAUGUGUAUGACGACUACAAAUCAAGCGUUCGACACAGUAAAACUAAAAGGAAAAAAGAAGACAGGGACCGAGAACGUGAUGAAGAAAGAGAGAAGAGUAAAAAGCGUCGAUUCACGGAUGACGAGAAACCCGUUCUCGUACCGGGCCCUGGACAACCCAGCCCAGGACAGCUGACGGAAAACAAGAUAAAGGAGAUGAUGGCGAACGCACAGAAAAUGAUCCAGGAACGCAAGGCUCAAAUUGCUGCUACAUUACCUCCCCCUGUUCCAAGCUACCAGAUUCCUGGUUACGGCCAGUCUGAUGUGUUGAUGAAUGAUGCGAUGGAUAAAGCACGGAGAGCAGCGGAACUUCAGGCCCAGAUUCAAGCCAGACUGUCCGGUCUGGCACAGUCGGUGCCAGGACUGAAACAAGUUGCAUUAACCGGGCCGACACCACUCAUUUUGAAUGAAGAGGGUCAGACGAUUGAUGCCAAAACAGGUCAGCAGAUUCAGCUGCAGCUUCACACGCCCACACUGAAGGCCAACAUAAGAGCGAAACGGAGAGAACAGUUCAAAGACUUGAUUGUUAAACCACCUGAAGAAAUCAGUGACAGUAAAUUCUUCGAUCCUCGGGUUGGCGCCAAGGGUCCAGUUCGUGUCAAAAGAUCUUUCAAGUUUCACGAGAAAGGAAAAUUUGAGCAAGUGGCACAGAGGCUUAGGACGAAGGCACAGCUUGAUAAACUUCAAAAUGAGAUUGCCCAGACAGCGAAGAGAACAGGAAUUGCAUCUGCUGCCAAACUAGCUACCAUAGCGCCAAAGAAAGAUGUUUGUGAAGGGGAAAUCCCAGACAUCGAAUGGUGGGAUUACUAUCUCGUCAACCGAGAGACAUAUGAUGAUAUCAGUGAAGAAGACUUGAAACGUCCCAAAUUCCUGGAGAUGAUCACGAACCUCGUAGAACAUCCCAUACAGAUGAGACCACCAGCUGAGUCACCUACCGAAGUUAGCAUACCAGUUUACCUGACAAAGAAAGAACGGAAAAAACUGAGAAGACAAAACCGACAGGAGGCAGAGAAAGAAAUCCAAGAGAAGAUAAGAAUCGGAUUGUUACCUCCACCAGAACCUAAGGUGCGUAUGGCCAACUUGAUGCGAGUGCUGGGUACAGAGGCUGUACAGGACCCCACUAAAAUAGAGGCUCACGUCCGUGCUCAGAUGGCCAAGAGACAAAAAGCUCAUGAGGAGGCAAAUGCAGCCAGAAAGUUGACGACGGAACAGAGGCGAGAUAAAAAGAUUAAGAAAAUCCAGGAAGACACAUCGCUUGGUGUCAAUGUUUCUGUCUAUAGAAUUAGGGAUUUGAAUAACCCUGCGAGAAAGUUCAAGAUUGAGUCAAACGCCAAACAGUUGCUGAUGACGGGUUUUGUCGUUCUCUACAAAGACUGUAAUGUUGUUGUAGUAGAAGGAGGUCCUAAGCAGCAGAGAAAGUUCAAGCGACUUAUGUUAAACAGGAUAAAGUGGUCUGAAGACCCAAAGAAGAAAAAGAAUGAUGAUGACAGUGAUUCGGACGAGGAAGAUGAACAGUCUAACAGAUGUGUACUGGUCUGGGAGGGUAUGGCUAAGGCUCGGGCAUUCUCAGAGAUGAAAUUCAAAAUGUGUCCCACUCAGAGUUUCGCACGCGAGCAGUUCAAGAAAUCCUCCGUUGAGCACUACUGGGAUCUGGCCUACAGUGGCGCCAUCUUGGAGACCGCGGGCGAGGAAUCCUGAUGAACGGUUUGUAGUUGUGAUGGACUCACUUGAAGAGAUGAUGGACGGGUCACUAUGCAAGUCUGUGAUGGAGGGAAACAAAGAGGAAUACGGAACAGAGCCAAUUGUUCAUCACCGGCUUUUAAUGGUAAUCGGCCAGACCUGUCAGGAACUAGAAUAAAUGCGACAGGUAUCGAAAAAAGAUGAAAAAUUGUCGUUCAGGUUACCUGGAGGAUACUUUACCAUAUGUUAAGAAAGUCGAGAAUGGUCCUUCAUUCUCCACAGAAUGUUAUAAAACCAAAACUAAAGCACCUCAAUGUUCAUCAGUUGAGUGCUACUUAAAUACACACACAGUAUCAGUAUUGUGAAAGCAGCGAUGUGAUUGUGCAGCAAAGUGUCAGGGUGGAUACACACACAGUAUCAGUAUUGUGAGAACAGCGAUAUGAUUGUGCAGCAAAGUGUCGGGGUGUCUCUGAAGGAAUUUCAUAGUAAUAUGUACAGUAUCAAUAUAGCAAGGAAGUGAAUUCUACUCGGAUCAGCUGUUAUCCUCUCGUGGAACAUUGUGUUUCCUCGCAUUUUAAUUGUCCUUUCCUCCAAAAUUUGUCAGAUGGCACAGAUUUUAACCUAGAAUUUCAAGAAUUUCUGGGACCCCUCUAGAUUUCCUCUUCUUUUUUUUACAGUUCACCAUUUCCCACCCCUAAUAUAGUGAGAACAAUAAUUUGAAUAUACAGUAAAGUAUCCGGGUGUCUGUGAAGGAAUUUCAUAGUAAUAAUAACAAGGGAAAUAUAAAUGUGUUUUAGCCUAUUAGGUUACUGGGUCUGUAUUAUGCAGUAACCUAUACCUAAGGUUAACAGAGACUUUGUGUAUUUUGAUGUCUGAUUUGGAAUGAUGAAGAUCGUCUUGUUUGGAAUCUUAGAAGCUGAUUACUCACUGAUCAUUCAUCCACGAUUCAUGGUUUAUGUUUGGUGUUGGAGAGGUUCACCUGAACUGUGUGUGUCUCAUGUUGACGAUGGACAAUUCACUUUUGUGCUCCAGGAUUUCACUUUUGAGGGACAAGAAGCAUGAUCGUACAUGUGUAUCCCCAUAAAUUUAACCUGAGGGGUGCAAAAUAGUUCACACCUUAACUCAGUCCUAAAAAUGUACCACAGUAAUUAAAUCAGCAGUGAUGUCACAUACUCCUGUUGCAAAAUGGA